Molecule: messenger RNA, 456 nt
Organism: Trypanosoma grayi
Lineage: Eukaryota; Euglenozoa; Kinetoplastea; Trypanosomatida; Trypanosomatidae
Exons: 1
Coding region: 1-456 (151 amino acids)
Source: RefSeq, a predicted model, not a curated record
AUGGAAGACCACGUACAGGUGUCUACCGCUGGGGUUGUCUGCGGUCUCGCGAGCUCUGUGCUGCUCUCAGGUGCGCUGUUGACAGCUGAAAAGGUGGUGCGACUGUCCCACUCCUUUGCGGUGCUCAAUUUACUGUUUGCGCUGAGCCACGCUGUAUUCUCAUUGUUUGUUGCUUUGUGUGUUUUUCAGACGCAUGUGCUCCUUAUUUACCGGAGCUGCCAAGAGCUCUUCCCCUCCCUUCUGUCUCUUGCGGCUCUGCAGGGGCUUCGGUGCGUUGUAUUCGGUGUCUUUUUGUGGUGGCAUGGGGCUGUACCAGUUGUGUACCUCGCGACAUGUUCCACGGCACUGUAUGUGUCCGAGAGCUCUGCAUCGCCUCGUUGCUCGUUGGCCCUUGUGGCUGCUAUGCUGGCCAUGGCGUUUUGGCGUAACAGAGUGCUAGUCGAUAACACGACUUAG